Doryrhamphus excisus (bluestripe pipefish) is the source of this 2918-nucleotide messenger RNA. RefSeq names its product olfactomedin-like 2Ba (gene olfml2ba). NCBI's taxonomy places the organism in Eukaryota, Metazoa, Chordata, Actinopteri, Syngnathiformes, Syngnathidae. Gene Ontology annotation, biological process: signal transduction. The record is from RefSeq and is a predicted model, not a curated record.
GAGUCCACAAUCUUUUCUCCACUCUCCAUCAGUGCAUUAACAUCAUGGCGUCAUAAAGCCACAUACAACUUCUCUAUAGAGUGUCUGGAGCCAUGAAGAGGCCAAGGAGUAUUCAGGACUGUUAAAUUUAACAUUGCAACAACCCCCACCCUGGGAGACUCUCAGCAGCAUGCUGAAGUUGUGCAUCGUGGUGAUCGUUGGGCACUUUGUGCUUUUUGCACAGGGAGCUGCUGCUGCUCCAAAAAGACCUGCAGCAGACCCCGGGCUGGAAGCAGACAUGGAGGCACAGCAUGAAGAUAACAAGCUGCAGGAGGUGACAGAUGACCAGGAAAAUAUCCUCUUUAAGCUGCUGGGUGAUUAUGACAAAGUGAAAGCCGUCUCGGAAGGCUCUGACUGUGGCUGUAAAUGUGUUGUCAGACCCCUGAGCAGGAGCGCCUGCCGACGGAUAGAGGAGGGCAACGCCGGCGCGCAGGACUCAUACACAGUGGAGACCAUCACAUCCGGUCCAGAGUGUAAGUGUGCCUGCAUCGCUCCUCCGACAACGGUCAACCCCUGCGAGGGAGAGCUCAGGCUGAAAAAGCUUAGGGAAGCUGCAAAAGAUGAUGUCAAGCUGGCCACCAUCCUUGAGCUCCUGGAGGGUUCCUAUUAUGGGAUGGAUCUACUGAAGCUGCAGUCUAUCAUUGGCAAUUUGGUGGAGCGAGUGACCCACAUUGAAAAGGUUAUGGCCUUGAAACACACCACAGAUGAGGUAAAGACCGACAAGAACCCUCCAAACACAGAUGAUGCUAAUAAGCGUUGGACUACAUCCCCACCUUCACCCCAUCAGGAUGACCGGGAUGAAGGGAAACUGGGCAGACCAGGAGCCUCUCAAAAACUAACGGAGACGUUUGUUGCAAGAACCAAGUCCAAUGUUUCGACUCAAGUCACUGAGGUCAAAACGCAUUCCAUUCCCAAAAAGGGGGUGGACAAGGAGGUUUCUCCAGGGUCCAAGAGUGGUCUCAAUGGGAUGAUCAUCAGAGGAGUGACUUUUUACAAGUCAGAGCCUGAACCAGUGGUCACCGAUGAUGGAGAACCCGAAGAGAACGAUUUUGAGUACCAUGGAUUCAGUGGGGAUGGCCCAAUAGACCUCUUGAUUGAGGAAAACCUUCUUCGACACCGAGUUCCCCGCCCUCAUCCUGGGCCUAGGUCAUUUCGACCUGUGACAACUGGCCUCUUCCACGGCUCCAAGAAGACCAGCCAGACAACAACACAGAGAGACACAGAGCCCACUACUAAAGCUCUGACAGAGUUGAUUACUGACAUUGAUGCUACUUCACAAAAACCUCUCCCAACAUCAUCAUCCCAGUCUUUGGACUUGACCACUUUCAUGGACGCCUCCCCAACCAAGGAGACGCUCACAAUGUCCAAACCUGAUGAGAAGGUAACAACCGCAGUGUUCACCACGAGAGCUAUCACCAUGGAAACCCCAAGCCUGGGGAUGAGCAAUCCAACUCAAGCCUCAGAGUUACCAAACACCACUCUAAAGCAUGUAACCACCAACACUGUGACCAGUCCAGCCCACUCUUCAACAGGAAAAGCCACCCAGGUUACUGUCACGAAACCACAAGAAACCACCAUCCUUUCAGUGUCUCCUACCACAAGGUUUCUGCACACUUCUACACCUGUCACCAGACCUGCAACAACAUCUCCUCCAGCUACCACCACCACUACCAUCCGGGUUUCUCAGGUCAAACAGAAGUACAAGAUCAGCUGGGAAGAGGAAGAGGAGGAUCACCAGGAGUUUGAUGAAAUGAUGCAAAGGCAGGAAGAAGCCACGACAAAAAAAACUGAAGAGUGUAAGGACACUCUGGCAACCAUCUCUGACCCGGUGACUCACAACACCUACGGCAGGAAUGAAGGAGCAUGGAUGAAAGAUCCGAAGUCAAACAACGACAGAAUUUAUGUCACCAACUUCUAUUAUGGUAGCAACCUCCUCGAGUUCCAGAAUUUGGAGGUUUUUAAAAAAGGCCGUUUCACCAACUCCUACAAGCUUCCUUACAACUGGAUCGGCACAGGUCAUGUGGUGUAUGAUGGGGCCUUCUACUACAACCGUGCCUUUUCUCGAGAUAUCAUUAAAUUCGACCUGCAUCAACGCUAUGUGGCCGCCUGGACUAUGCUGCACGACGCCGUGAUGGAAGAGUCAACGUCAGCAUGGGAGUGGCGCAGUCACUCGGACAUCGACUUCGCUUUGGAUGAGAGCGGCCUGUGGAUCAUUUACCCGGCAAUGGAUGAUGAGGGCUUCCUGCAGGAGGUGGUCGUCCUGAGCCGCCUGAACCCAGUGGACCUGAGCAUGCAGAGAGAGACCACAUGGAGGACCGGGCUGAGGAGGAACCACUACGGGAACUGUUUCAUCGUGUGCGGCGUUUUGUACGCUGUUGACAGCUACAACAAAAGGGACGCCAACUUAGAAUACGCCUUCGACACACACACCAACACACAGAUGAUUCCCAGGAUGCCUUUCACCAACAAUUACACCUACACCACCCAGAUUGACUACAACCCCAAAGAGGGUGUCCUGUACGCCUGGGACAAUGGACACCAAGUGACAUACAACAUUAAGUUUGCCUACGUAGACACCAAAUAAGCCUUGACAUAUUUGAAAUGCUUACAUGGAUUGUAGAUCAGUUCUGUAUUGGUUCAUAUCAACCGUUUGUACAUGAUUUCAACCAAAUUGAGCCACACUCCUGACAUGACGACCUCCACACUUGGUUCAAUUCUGUGUCAAUUUUCCAUUCUAUACAAGCUUUAUAUUUCCCUUAUUUUCUUUGUAAAGGCAACUCAAACAUGUCUGUCUUGUCUUGUGGAAGCACUUACUCUGUGGUGACUGAGGAUGAAUAAAGUUCAUUAAAGCUCACAAGUGUCAAUUCAGACUUUUGAAU